Molecule: messenger RNA, 945 nt
Organism: Monosiga brevicollis MX1
Lineage: Eukaryota; Choanoflagellata; Craspedida; Salpingoecidae
Exons: 10
Coding region: 1-945 (314 amino acids)
Biological process (GO): regulation of transcription by RNA polymerase II; chromatin remodeling
Cellular component (GO): SAGA-type complex; nucleus
Molecular function (GO): chromatin binding; transcription coactivator activity
Source: RefSeq, a predicted model, not a curated record
AUGUUGAUACCCACCCGCUUGGCCUGGCCCGCGCAUCAAAGCUCACCAAAACAUCUCUUUGGAUUGCUUCUCACUGCCGUGCAUCACAUAGAGUGCCGACAGCACUACUAUCGUUGUUAUAUCGACACACCCAACAAGAAACUCCUUCCAGUGCCGUUGGCCCAGCGGACUGACAGUGCCGCUCGCAUUGAGCCCGAUGAAGAGGACCUGGAGGUCCCCGACACCACCUCGGAACAUCUGGAUCCAAAAUAUCGUCCCAAGCUCUCCGCAGAUUUUGGUGGCUUUAGCCCAAUCCGCCUGGACUAUGAAUUGGAGGCCUUGCCCGAUGCGGAGAACCUGAUUGCUGACGUGACGCUGCACGACGAUGAUACCGGCCCUGUGCGGAAGCUCAAGUUGGCUCUUUUGGCUGCAUACGCCAAGCGUUUACGGCACCGUUUUGAAUGUCAUCGCGUGGCCCAGGAAUACGGUUUGUGCCAUGCCAAAAGCAUUGAUCGAGAAUGCAUGGAAAGUGCGACGCUGUCACGCAUAUGCCAUCGCCUCCGGCCAUUUGCCCGCUUCCAUUCGGCAAUCGACCACAAAAAUCUGCUCCGGUCUUUCCAGCGGCGCGCCCACUUCCGCCAUCAGAUUUUGAAGCUUCAAAGAUUUCGACAAGUGGGCUGCCGCACGGCCGAGGACUGCCAGAACGUUGAUCCCCAGUCCGACGCGACGGCAUUGGACGGACCUAACCGUAAGACGGUGCGCCAAGCACAUUGGCAGCGUUUGCCCUACGGGCAUGACCUCAGCAAAGCGGAAUUGUCGCUUUGUCAACGUUUGAUGCUCCUACCAUCAAUCUACGCCUCACUCAAGCGAGCGCGGGUUUUGGGUACCCCGUUGAAGGACGGAAUUAAACUCGAUAAAGAGAAGCUACUGCAGGUGGACUCGUUCUUUCAACAGCAAGGCUGGUGA